UCCGGGCCUCCGGGCCUCCCGGCCUCCGGGCCCUCCGGCCUCCCGGCGCGGCCCCGCAGCAUGCAGCAGCAGCACCCGCGGUGGCGGCGGCGGCGGCGGCUGUGAGAUGGUGGACGCGGGCGGCUGCCCGGCCGGGGAGGGCUGGAGGAGGAUGGAGGCCGCGCCCGACGGCGCCGUGGACAUCGUGCCCCUGGACCGCUACGACUCGGCCCGCGCCAAGAUCGCCGCCAACCUGCAGUGGAUUUGCGCCAAGGCCUACGGCAUAGAUAACAUCCCCGAGGACCUCAGGGACCCCUUCUACGUUGACCAGUACGAGCAGGAGCACAUCAAGCCGCCCGUCAUCAAACUCCUGCUGUCGGGCGAGCUGUACUGCCGGGUCUGCAGCCUCAUCCUGAAGGGGGACCAGGUGGCUGCCUUGCAGGGACACCAGUCUGUCAUCCAGGCCCUGUCCCGGAAAGGCAUUUAUGUGAUGGAGAGCGACGACACCCCCGUGACGGACCCGGACCUCAGCCACGCACCCAUAAAGAUGAGUGCCCACAUGGCCAUGGUGGACGCCCUCAUGAUGGCCUACACCGUGGAGAUGAUCAGCAUCGAGAAGGUGGUGGCCAGCGUCAAGCGCUUCUCAACAUUCAGUGCCUCGAAAGAGCUUCCGUACGACCUCGAGGACGCCAUGGUGUUCUGGGUCAACAAGGUAAAUCUUAAAAUGAGAGAGAUUACGGAGAAAGAAGUCAAGUUAAAACAGCAGUUACUGGAAAGCCCAGCUCACCAGAAGUCCCCCUCCAAGUGGUACUGGAAGUUAGUGCCCGUGCGCUAUCGCCGAGAGCACCUGUCCGCGAGGCAGCCGCCCCACUUCCCGCUGCUGGAAGACCUGAUGAGAGACGGCAGUGACGGGGCCGCUCUCCUGGCCGUGGUCCACUACUACUGCCCGGAGCAGAUGAAGCUGGAUGAUAUAUGCCUGAAGGAGGUCACGUCGAUGGCUGACAGCCUCUAUAACAUACGGCUUCUGAGGGAGUUCUCGAAUGAAUAUCUUAACAAAUGCUUUUAUCUCACCUUAGAAGACAUGCUGUACGCCCCAUUAGUGUUGAAGCCGAAUGUCAUGGUUUUCAUCGCCGAGCUCUUCUGGUGGUUUGAGAACGUCAGACCAGAUUUCGUUCAGCCCAGGGAUGUACAGGAGCUAAAAGAUGCUAAAGCGGUGUCGCACCACAAGAGCAGCCGGCCCCCGGUUCCCAUCUCCAAUGCCACCAAGCGCAGCUUCCUGGGCAGCCCCGCGGCGGCGAGCCCGGCCGACCUGCUGCCGCCCACCGCGCUGCCCCCUGAGGGCGGCCACAGGCACCGCCUGCACCCCGAGGAGCCCGAGCACCUGGGGAAAGGCGCAUCUGCCUUCAGCCCGUCGCACCCUUUACUGCCCCUGAGACAGAGACAGCAGAAGACCACACAGGGGGACGGCCUUGCUGAUCAGCGACUCCGGUCCAACUCUUUAACCCGCGCGGAUGGUCAACCACGGGGCGCGGCGGUAGCGUGGCCAGAAAAAAAGAACAGGCCUGUGUCCCAGCCGGCGCCCUUUGCUCUCCACCAUGCUGCCAGCUGUGACAUGGACCCCGGUUCUGGUGACAGCGUCAGCCUGGCCCGCUCCAUCAGCAAGGACAGCUUGGCCUCCAGUGUCAUUAACCUGACCCCGCAGAACCAGCCCCCGCCUGCCGCGCUGGAGACCGACGGGAAAAGCCUCCUGAACAAUGUCGACAUCGAGGACGAGGAAGAGGAGCUCGUGGCCAUCGUCAGGACAGGCGUGGCUCCCCAUGGCGGUGACCGGGCCCCGCCGGCAAGCGCCAGGUCUCCCCGGAGACUGGCAGACGCCCUCGAGCGUGAGCCUGACGGGUUCUUCCUGGAGCCGCUGAUGCCGGCCGUGCUGAGGCCCGCCAAGGAGAAGCGGGCCGUUGCCAAGGAGGACGAGUGUGGGGAGGGGCGGCCGCGGGGCCUCACGGGUAGGAGGCCCAGCGAGGGCCAGCAGCCCCUGGUGCGCAAGCGGGCGCCCAGUGGCCACGGCGGCCGGGACUCCAGCAGGACCUCCGCCCCGAUCUCCUGUCCAGAGCGUCCCGCGGGCGUGGACCCCGCGCCCGCCGAGGCAGGGCCGCAGGCGGCGGGCGGUUUCGAUCCGUUACCUCAGGGACAGCCUGCCGAUGGCUUCUUCCUCCACGUAGCCAGCGCCGGUGACGCCGCCGAGCCCUGGGCUGUGCUGAGGCAGGACUCGGACUCUGACGUCGCAGACCUGGAGGAAGCCGAGCAGGAUUUCGGCGGCGACGACCAGCCCGUGGUGACGGCCGGGGACGCCGGGGAGGAGGAGUCGGCCAAGCUGCAGGAGGACUUGAAGGUGCGGGAGCACGAGGACAAGGACGACGCCAGCGGCCGCUCGAGCCCGUGUCUGAGCACCGUGUCGCAGGGGAGCGGCAUGUCCGCGGCCAGCGGCAGCGUGAAGAUGACCAGCUUCGCGGAGCGCAAGUUCCAGAGGCUCAACAGCUGCGAGACCAAGUCGAGCACCAGCAGCUCCCAGAAGACGACGCCGGACGCCUCGGAGAGCUGCCCGCCCCCGCUGACCACGUGGAAGGCGCGCAGGGAGCAGAGCCCGGGCGGCCAGGCCGGGGACCACGCCAGCCUGCUGGCCUCCGAGCUGGUGCGGCUCCGCAUGCAGCUGGAGGAGAAGCGCCGGGCCAUCGAGGCGCAGAAGCAGCAGGCGGAGGCCCUGUCGGCGCGGCAGCGGCUGAGGCUCGGCAAGGCCGCCUUCCUGCACGUGGUCAAGAAGGGGAAGGCGGACGGCGCCCCCUCGCCACGCCAGCCAUAUGCGCAGCACAACGGGGACGGCCUCGACGGGGUCUCCAAGACGGACGAGUUUGUCGCGAAGGAGGAGGCGAGGGAGGGCGCCCCCCAGUCUCCGGAGGCGGACGCCGAGAGCCUGGUCUUCCUUCAGCACAAAGCGAAGGGCCCGGCCGCCCUGAACGAGCUGGAGGGGAGCAAGGCGCUGUCCGCCGCGCUGCUGCAGGACGCCGGCGAGGCGGUGGACGCCGGCGAGGGUGACCUGUCCAUCGAGAAGCUGAACGAGACCAUCAGCACGCUGCAGCAGGCCAUCCUGCGGAUCUCGCAGCAGCAGGAGCAGCUGCUCAUGAAGCCGCCCGCGGCCCCCGCCCCGGGCCCGAGGCAGGGCGGCCCGGAGCAGCCGGUGCGCGUGGCCGUCCACUUCGUGGAGCCGCUCUCCCCACCCGGGACGGUCGCUCACCGCAAACCCCCCCGCCUCAGUCAGGGCCGGAAUUCCCGCGCGGGGAGGCCGGCCGAGCUGAAGGUCCCCAAGGACAGGCAGCAGGCUUCCUCCCGCAGCAAGACCCCGACGCCCAGCGUGGAGACCCUGCCGCACUUGCGGCCCUGCGUCCCCCGGACCCCCUCCGACCCGGGCUGGGACGGCGUCGCAGAGCCUGGCAGUGACCCUCCCGAGAAGUACUUCUUCGACAGCUACAGGCUCCACGACGAGAGCAACCAGCGGACGCUUGUCUUGUCCUCUCCCAAGGACGCAAACAUUCUGUCCGAACAGAUGAGCCUCAAAGAAGCUCUGGAAAGCAGCGUGAAGGAGGCGGCGCUCAUCUGCCCCGUGGUCUCAGGGAAGGAGAAUGUCCCUGUGGACGAAGCCCCCAGGGGCAAGGCCAGUCUCAUCGAGGUGGACCUCUCAGACCUGAAGGCCCCUGACGACGACGGGGAGACAGGGGCCCCCCAGAGCGCAGUGGACCUCGCCGGUGAAGGUGACCAGAAGCCGGGGGUCGGCUUCUUCUUCAAGGAUGAGCAGAAGGCCGAGGACGAGCUCGCCAAGAAGCGGGCGGCCUUCCUCCUAAAGCAGCAGCGCAAGGCCGAGGAGGCGCGAAUGCGGAAGCAGCAGCUGGAGGCGGAGGUGGAGCUCAAGAGAGACGAGGCCCGGCGGAAAGCCGAGGAAGAGCGCAUCCGCAAGGAGGAGGAGAAGGCCCGGCGGGAGCUCAUCAAGCAGGAGUACCUGCGCCGGAAGCAGCAGCAGAUUUUGGAGGAGCAGGGGCUGGGGAAGCCGAAAGCCAAGCCCAGGAAGCCUCGGCCCAAGUCAGUCCACCGGGAGGAGUCUGGCAGCGACUCGGGGACCAAGUGCGCCUCUACCCCUGACCACCUGAACCGGGCCCAAUCGGGCUCCAGCCUGUCCCUGGCCUCCGCGGCGACCACCGAGCCCGAGAGCGUGCACUCGGGGGGCACGCCUUCCCAGCGAGUCGAGUCCCUGGAGGCCUUGCCCACGCUGAGCCGCAACCCCAGCAGGAGCACAGACCGCGACUGGGAAACGGCGUCCGCGGCGUCCUCCCUCGCCUCCGUGGCCGAGUACACAGGUCCCAAGCUGUUUAAGGAGCCAAGUAGCAAAUCAAACAAGCCGAUUAUUCACAACGCUAUCUCUCACUGCUGUCUGGCUGGAAAAGUGAAUGAACCUCACAAGAAUUCAAUAUUAGAGGAGCUGGAGAAGUGUGACGCCAACCACUACAUCAUACUGUUCCGGGACGCGGGCUGCCAGUUCCGGGCGCUGUACUGCUACUACCCCGACAGCGAGGAGAUCUACAAGCUCACGGGCACCGGCCCGAGGAGCAUCACCAAGAAGAUGAUUGACAAACUGUAUAAGUACAGCUCGGACCGAAAACAGUUUAACCUGAUCCCGGCCAAAACCAUGUCCGUCAGCGUGGACGCCCUCACCAUCCACAACCAGCUGUGGCAGCCCAGGCGGCCCGCGGCGCCAAAGAAGCCCCAGCCUCGCAAAUGACACGGGCGCCGGCGGGGUGGCCUGGGGACGUGUGCACGGGGCUGAGAGUUCUCACUUCCGUGCGUUUGGGUACGAAGCGUGCAGAGCCACAGACCUUUUCCAGCAAGGUGUCCGUUAACGAAAGGAAAGCUUCCCGGGCUCCCCGCACACGCAGCGGGCGCUGGGCGGAGCGAGGGGGCCGGGAAGAGGCACCGGGUCGAGCGGCUCGGCCGCUGUUGGCCACGGAGGCUCGGCCGUGGGGUAAGCGUGUGGUGGGGUGUCCGGGCAGUGCAUCCCUUUACUUGAAGUUCUCCUCAGUGUGGAUGGAAAGUGAUGUCCUUCGCUUUCUCACCUCCCACCCCAGCCCCUGUUUGCACGUGACCUGACCCCCGGGUGCCGCCGGCUGUAAUCCUGCGGGGUUAUAGGGCUGAGGCUCGGCCUCGGGUCAGGGUGUUUGAAUGUCGUUAGGAAAGGAAUUCAAAUUGGGGGAAUCUUGCUCAUUUGAGAAAUUGUAUGAUAUUUAUUGAUUGUGUCUACUGCCAAUGUUUAUAUCCGGUUCUACGAUUUCUGAAAAAAAAAUCCUUGUUCUUUGCUGCUCAGAAAACGUUUACUGAAAAUACCAGUUCACUAAAAGCACUGAAAUCUGCAAAGUCUGUCUUCUACUAAGCUGACGUUUACAGACGUGGGGACGAUUGCCGCUACCAUGCGGUCACGGGGAUGGCGAAUGGUGCCACCAACCGGCGUUAGCCUCGUUGGAAAUAGAUGAGCUGAGCAGAUGACGGCCAUCGCUCGCGGAGUUUUGGAUCGCGCUCUAAUGAUUUGUUCACUUUAAUAAAGACAGAUUUUGGUAAAGUAGAA
Hyaena hyaena (striped hyena) is the source of this 5641-nucleotide messenger RNA. It is a transcript of the gene CAMSAP1, whose product is annotated as calmodulin regulated spectrin associated protein 1. Gene Ontology annotation, cellular component: microtubule minus-end. The record is from RefSeq and is a predicted model, not a curated record. The transcript is spliced from 19 exons. Gene Ontology annotation, molecular function: microtubule minus-end binding; spectrin binding; calmodulin binding. Bases 107 to 4804 code for a protein of 1565 amino acids. Lineage: Eukaryota; Metazoa; Chordata; Mammalia; Carnivora; Hyaenidae. Gene Ontology annotation, biological process: neuron projection development; cytoplasmic microtubule organization; negative regulation of microtubule depolymerization.